Messenger RNA from Erigeron canadensis, 1167 nucleotides. RefSeq names its product polyadenylate-binding protein 2-like. The transcript has 6 exons. Bases 152 to 829 code for a protein of 225 amino acids. Lineage: Eukaryota; Viridiplantae; Streptophyta; Magnoliopsida; Asterales; Asteraceae. Gene Ontology annotation, molecular function: RNA binding. The record is from RefSeq and is a predicted model, not a curated record.
CCCAACACCAAAAUAACAAAAAUAAAAUUUGCGAUUUUUUUCAUUCACAUUAUUAUUCACCCCCAAAUUCCCGCAAAUUAAAAACCCUACAAAACCCUAAUUUCAAUCUGGGUAUUCACCCAGUCACUCACAAAAACAAUUUUUAGAAAGAAUGGAUCACACGGGUGAACAAGAUCAAGAACACGACGUUUACGGCGGUGAAAUUCCCGAUGAAGCCGAGAUGGAUGCCGAUUACGAUAUGUCUAGAGAAGAACAGGAAGAUGUGGAAGCUAAUCCUAAUAAUUCUAAGGAUUUAGAGGAGAUGAAGAAGAGAUUAAAGGAGAUCGAAGAGGAAGCCGGUGCGCUUCGUGAAAUGCAGGCGAAAGUUGAGAAGGAGAUGGGUUCUGUUCAAGAAGACCCCAAUGCUGCUGCUACACUGGCUGAGAAGGAAGAGGCUGAUGCUCGUUCGAUAUAUGUUGGUAACGUAGACUAUGCAUGUACCCCUGAGGAGGUUCAGCAGCAUUUUCAGUCUUGUGGAACUGUAAAUAGGGUGACAAUAUUAACAGACAAGUUUGGUCAACCAAAAGGCUUUGCAUACGUGGAGUUCGUAGAACUUGAAUCUGUCCAGAAUUCUUUGCUUUUGAAUGAAUCAGAAUUGCAUGGGCGCCAACUUAAGGUUGCUGCUAAGCGAACCAAUGUUCCUGGGAUGAAGCAAUUCAGAGGGAGGCGUCCCAACCCGUAUGGAUUUCGCUCACGAAGGCCUUACAUGCCUGUCCAACCAAUGUUUUCUUCAUAUGGCUACGGAAGGAUCCCAAGAGCCAGGAGGCCGAUGUGGUACAGACCAUAUUGAUGAGUGACAACUAGAUUCGAGACUGGAACCGUUGGUCUAUAGUAAACGAUUUUCUUCUGUUGUGUACUUUGCUGUCAGUGUCUUAUUCUUAUUUCACAUCUGCUUGCUCCAUCAAGUGGUUAAGACUUGUUGAGCCUUUAGUUAUCUUGUGUCUGUUAUAGUUGGAAAAAUGCUGAGAGAUUUUUGCCUAACAGGAAAACUGUAAACAGAAUGAUGUCGUUAUAACCAUUGGAAAGGUUGGAUCUUUUCAAGGUAUAAGGUUGCACCUUUUUAAUACGUAGGCAACUACCAGUGUAACCUUGUGCCUUGUAAUUUUUAAGGUUCAUUUUUUGUGCUAA